CAUCAAGGGAUGUCUCCGAAAACGAUACAUCGAGUCGAGCGCUGCCACUUGCCAUGCAUCCUCUGAAACGGUGGCAACAAGUCCUCUUACCAAUCGUCGCCUGAAUCAGCGCGAACGUGGAGAUAGAGAACAGGCCGUUAGCUACGAGGUGGGCGUUCCUGCCUUUGACGAUCAGCUGACUCCAAAUUUGACUGGCAGCAACGCGAUUGUCCUACUCGACCAAAACCUGGUUAAUACUUCGCUAGAAAGCCCAAUCUACUUGCGUUUGCAUUCAAAGGUAUGA
This is a messenger RNA of Protopolystoma xenopodis, 283 nucleotides long. The record is from the annotation of a GenBank genome assembly. NCBI's taxonomy places the organism in Eukaryota, Metazoa, Platyhelminthes, Monogenea, Polystomatidea, Polystomatidae.